AUGCUAAUGCAGCGGACGGUGUACGAAGAAUGUUUUGUCUUAAAGUGGGUUUCGUGGGUUCCGACGAAGUGUAUGAUUAUGGUGUGGAGAGCGGAAAUGGAUAGGAUCCCAACAAAAGCGGCGUUAGUCAAGCGAAAUAUUGGCAUUACGGAUACGAGAUGUCCCUGGUGUAAUUGUUAUGAAGAAACGGUGAUGCAUGUUUUGUCUGAUUGUUUAAUCGCUACCAACGUUUGGGAUGAGAUUGGUAGAUGGUGCCGCUUAGACCCGAUUUAUGCGUUCGAGAUUAAGGAUCUGUUAGAAGUGUACAAGUCGAUGAACGGAAGCAAGAAGGGGAAAAAGAUUGUGCACGGGAUUGUCAUUGUCACCAUGUGGUCGAUGUGGAAAGCGAGGAAUGAUUCGAUUUUUAAUGGGAAGCGGCCUAACGUGGAAAACAUCGUGGCGAGUGUAAAGUCUAUCACGUUUUUAUGGGCUAAAGUAGAUUAA
Messenger RNA from Helianthus annuus (common sunflower), 483 nucleotides. RefSeq lists its product as uncharacterized. The record is from RefSeq and is a predicted model, not a curated record. The transcript has a single exon. NCBI's taxonomy places the organism in Eukaryota, Viridiplantae, Streptophyta, Magnoliopsida, Asterales, Asteraceae. Bases 1 to 483 code for a protein of 160 amino acids.